ACAUCAUUAGCAAAGCCUAGGCCUAAGAGAGCAUGUACUAUUGACAGAACUGCUAAGAACAAAAAGUAUAUUUCGAUUUAAAGGAUUCAAUUGAAUAUAUUGUAAUUUAUAAAUAUAUUUUUUUCUAGAUCUGGUUUAUGUGAACUAGGAAAACACAAAGAUGGCGGUCAGGCCUCACCUCCUAAAUUUAUUUCAUCACCAAUGGUUCAAUGUGCAAUUUGUGAUGUGUCUCUCCCAAGUGAAAAGUUACGCAAAGAACAUGAAGUUGAUGAGCAUUCCUCGCUGCUUGAGUCUGUACGUAAACAUGUGGAUAAUGUUUCUACUCCAGGAAAUACGGAUUGUAAUGAACAGUUCGAACUAUUUAAUUCUUUGGGACUUUGCCCAACAUCAAAAUAUAAAACAACAAUUGUCCAUGAAUUGGCCAAAAGAACAAAUUUGGUGAAAUCAUUUGAGACUUUAGGACCUAAGAUUAUUGGCUCCUUUAAGUGUAAUUAUUGCCCGUAUGAAACUAAACUUGUAUUUGCUGUGUGGGCUCACAUGACCUCCAAACAUAAAUAUCUAAAAUGUGAAGCUGAAAAAAAGAUGUAUUGCUUAUAUUGCUUUUUGUGCCAUCGCAGAUUAAAUAAACGUACAAAUAUGCUCAGACAUUUGGACGCUUGUAUAAAUAAACUAAGUGAAUUACCAAUUACCUCGUCAAUUACCGAUAACCCUCCUAGACGAGUUAUAUGUGAAAUUUGCGAUGAAGGUUUUGAUUCGUUGAUAGAACUUGAAAAACAUACUUGGGGACAUGCAAAAAAGUAAAAGUAGGGUUAUAUACAUUCAUAUUACUUAUAUACCUAAUAUAGUAUAUAAUUUAUAUAAU
Molecule: messenger RNA, 862 nt
Organism: Acyrthosiphon pisum (pea aphid)
Lineage: Eukaryota; Metazoa; Arthropoda; Insecta; Hemiptera; Aphididae
Exons: 2
Coding region: 202-801 (199 amino acids)
Source: RefSeq, a predicted model, not a curated record